ACAACCUCAACAUUUGUCAUCUUCUCCAGCUUCCCCUCUUUUGGUGGAAUCUAACCAUUCUCACUGACUUUGUCUCUAUUAACUCAACAUAUAAUAAUAGAGAUAGAGAGGGACCAAUCAAGUUUUGAGAUAGGCUGAAACAUUCACAAGCAAUUGUCUCAUUUCUAUAUAUUUCUUCACCACCCUUUCUUAUCUUUAAACUCACCUCUUCUUCUCCUUGAUGAAACCAUGUCACACACUUCACUAGCUUCCACUUCUUACUCUUCCUCAUCUUCUUGCUACAUUGCACCUCAUGAUCAUCGAAAGCCUGGCCUUAAUUCGAUACAGGUACUUGUGAGCAAGAUAAAUGAGUACUUGGAUGAGUUUAUAGGGGAUGAUAAGGCAAGAAAGAAUGUGAAACAUAAAUGUGGUUCCAGGCUCAAGACUGGAAAACAAGAAUUCUUUGAGUUCUCAGAGCAGUCGAUCAUAUCGAAUCUUUACUGGGGGAUCGAGAGCAUUGAGGCCGCGAUUCAGGCUAAGGAUAAUGCAGAAGAGAGGGUUGUCAGGCUUAAAAAUGCAGAGAAAAUGCUGCAAGUGCCAGCUUUGCUUAGUGAGCAUGGAGUCACAGCUGAAAUCCGGAACUGUUAUUUGGUUUGUUGUUCGUAUUUUUAUCUUUCAUUGGUUCGCAAGCUGCAGAAUGAUGAGUGGCAAGUGGCUAUACAUUUUCUUCAAGCCCUGAUGGUGUCACCUAUGAUUGUCUUUAAGGAUUUUGCUCCUAAGUUGUGCACGAAUAUUUUCGAGUCAUGCAGUGUGUCCGGGGUGAAUGCAAGAACAAAAUCAGGGGCAAUGAAUCAUGUCAGUUGUGAAGGUGAAAUUGGUGAGGGAUUGAGAUUGGUGGCAAAGCAAUAUAAGGGGUGGUUAAUGUAUUAUCAGGUCAUGUUUUAUGGAGAUGCAUCGCGUAGUCGCAGAGUUUCUGCUACUUUCCCUGAUAAUUAUAAUAAAUCUGAGAAUUCACUAAAUAUGAAGUCCAGUUCGGAAUCUUCACAUCCACCAGAACGUGAAUGCAGCCAGCAGGCUUACAGUAACUUUGAAAAGGUGCAUCCCCUUGACACUCUAGAAAAAGUACCAAUUGCUUCAGCAGAAGAGUCCAAAGUGUCCACAUACUUAAGGAGCCUCCUAGUUGAUGAUAGGAGCAGAACUUCAGAUAUCAGAUGUCUUCGAGACAUUCUUAAGGAAUCCCAAUCGAGCACACCAGUAUCCUCAAGUUCAAGAACUGAUUUUAUAGAUGAUGAUGAUCUUCAGGAAUAUGCAGAGGCUUCUGAGGCCUCGUUCGGAUUAGAAAGAACAGUUUCAGGCAAUCCAGAAGAAGUUUCUGAUCAGAAUCGCCAAUCUCCUAGCUCAUCAAUCCAUAGGUGGGAUGCAGUAAUUCGCAGAGAAGACAUGACUAUAUUUGGUUCUGGAACAUUCUCUAGCUCACUCAGAAACUUAAACUUAUCCCAGUUGGAAGCCGGAUUAUUUGAAUCACAUACUUUUUUAAACAGCCACAUGGAAGAAGAAACGUCUCGUAGAAGGAUGCAUCUACAAGAUUUUGAACAAACAGAUCAAAUAGGAUCUGCAACAUUGCAGAACUACUAUUAUUCCCAGGAGUAUCCUCCAGGAAAUUCAGCAAGAAGAAAGAAAAAGUUUAGUUCUGAAAACAGCAUUGAUGAGAUUUUUCUACAUCCUGAAGAGAACUCCCAUAUUGAACAAGUGGGGGUACUUGAGAAGCUAAUUUCCAAGCUAUGCUUCUCUGAAAACCUGGGAGAGGAGGAUUACACAGUCGAAAUUACAACAGUUUAUGAGAUCUUAAGCAAAAAAACAGGAGCUAAAUAUUCUAUGCUAAAGGAUAUAAUCAUAGAUCAGCUGCUCAUGGCAAUUUCAACUUCCAAAGAAGAAGGGGUUAUAAGAACAUCAGUUUCUAUACUUUCUACAAUCAUUUCAGUGAACAAGUCUGUUGUAGAGGAUAUAAAAAAGAAGGGAUUGCGUUUAUCAGAUUUGGUAACUGCUUUGAAAAGGAAUGUUUACGAGGCUGCCACACUAAUCUACUUUGUCAAUCCAUCUCCUGCAGAGAUAAAUAAUUUAGAACUUUUACCAGUUCUUCUUGAAGUUAUCUGCAGUUCAAACAGUCAGAAAUGUAGUUUAAGUUCACCUAAGCUGACACCACCUGCAGCAUCACUGAUGAUUAUUGAAGUUUUAAUCACUGCAUGUGAUUAUGCGACAAACAACAUGCACUUGGAGGCAAUCAGUUCACCAAGAGUGCUAUGUGGACUACUAAACGCACCAAAGCAAAAUAAUCUCCAAGAGUUUAUCUCUUUGGCUGCUGUUCUUGUUAGAUGUAUGCGGUUUGAUGGAAAAUGCAGAAAGCAAAUAUCGCAAUUCACUCCAAUAGCUCCAGUCAUUUCUCUCCUGUUAAGUGAGCAUAAGCCUGCUAUAUAUGCUGGAUUAGAGUUUUUCAAUGAAAUACUUCGCAUUCCAAGGACAUCAGCGAUUAGCCUACUGCAGCUUGUAGAAAAAGAAGGACGAACCAAUGAUAUUCGUAAAUCACUGCUCCAGAUAUUACAAUCACAGCCUGAGCACAAACUGUUAGCAGCAAAUCUGUUGCUCCACUUUGAAAUGUUGGAAGAUUUGUCUGGUACAAGUAUAUAUUGCACAGAGGCCAUGGAAAUCAUCCUUGAAACAAUGGCAUGUGAUGAAACUCCUGCCACACAAAAGAACUCAGCAUUCAUUCUAUCAAACCUAGGUGGAACCUAUGCUUGGACGGGCGAACCAUAUACAGUAGCAUGGUUAGUAAAGAAGGCUGGUUUGAGUUCAUUGCAUCACAAGAAUAUAAUAAGAAAGAUUGAUUGGUCAGACCAAAGCAUACAAGAUGCUGGGACAGACACUUGGUCCAGCAAAAUUGCAAGACACAUCAUAAAGUUUGGAAAACCUGUUUUCCAUGCUUUGGUAAAAGGAUUACAGGGCAAUUCAAAGAGGAUUGCUCGAGAGUGUCUCAUUACGCUAGCAUGGCUUGGGUGUGAGAUUGUGAAAACCCCAAAUGACUUGAGAUAUUCAGCUUGUGAGAUUUUACUUGAUUCCAUUGAGCAAUAUGUGCAUCCUGGACUGGAACUUGAAGACAGACUUCUAGCAUGUCUAUGCAUAUAUAAUUAUGCUUCUGGUAGAGCAAUGCAGAAGCUAGUUCAUUUCUCUGAAGGAGUCAGAGAGUCUUUAAGACGCUUAUCAAGUAUAACCUGGAUGGCUGAGGAAUUACUCAAAGUAGCUGAUUAUUUGCAACCAGAUAAAUGGAGAAUAUCUUGUGUUCAUACACAAGUUCUGGAGAUGGGCAAUAACAGCAGUGGAUCAGUAAAUGCACUCAUCUACUUCAGAGGAGAGCUGUAUAGUGGAUAUGCAGAUGGUUCGAUCAAGGCCUGGGAUAUCAAGGGACAGAGUGCCACUCUUGUAAGAGACAUCAAGGCGCAUAAAAAGGCAGUGACAUGCUUUUCACUUUUUGAACCGCAGAAUUGCCUCUUGACUGGAUCGGCUGACAAAACCAUCCGGAUGUGGCAAAUUAUUGAGCAGAAACUAGAGUGCAUUCAAGUAAUAGCAGCAAAAAGCUCAGUUCAAAGUUUAGAUACAUCUGGCAAUAUGAUUUUUGUUGUUACUCAAGGUAACAAUAUGAAGGUGUUUGACACAUCUAAAAAGGACACAGAUGUUUACAAGAAGAAAAACGUCAAGUGCAUAAACGCGAAAGAAGGAAAAUACUACUUAGGUUGCCUGGACUCAAGCUUACAGGAGGUGACUCUAAUAAACAACCGUCAUCAAGAGCUAAAAGCGCCUAUUUGGAGCUGGAGGAUUCAACGAAAAUCAAUAAACUCAAUUGCACUAUAUAAAGAUUGGUUAUAUAGUGCAAGUUCAGUUGUUGAGGGUUCCUCUGUCAAAGAAUGGAGAAGAAACAGCAAACCCCAAAUGUUAAUAGUGCCAGGAAAAAGUACAACCAUAACAGCAAUGAGAGUAGUCGAGGACUUCAUCUACUUGCAAUGCAAUUCAUCAGCCAAUAGUCUUCAGAUAUGGCUGAGAGGUACACAACACAAAGUUGGAAGACUAUCAGCAGGUAGUAAGAUAACUAGCCUGCUCACAGCAAAUGACAUGGUUCUCUGUGGUACUGAGACUGGACUCAUUAAGGGCUGGAUCCCCCUAUAGCUGAAGAUUGAGGUGCAGAAAGAAGGGUUCUAUUCUACCAUAUUAAAUUGCAGUAUAGCUACUCCUUUUCCUCAAGUUGAUACAAUAUAAAAAAGUUACACAAAAAAGUAUAGGACAGAUGUACAUUAGUUGCAUAGUGUUUCUGUUUCACCCUUGUAAAUUGGAAAGGUGAAUUGUGAAAUUGUGUAAAUCAACGGUAGCUCUGUUUUUUAGCUACAAAACUCCAGUGGUACAACUUUGUUUGUUUUCUCAUUUCUAAGUUUUCAUUUUGAUAUAUAUGUUUUUUUGUCA
This is a messenger RNA of Daucus carota subsp. sativus, 4485 nucleotides long. RefSeq names its product putative E3 ubiquitin-protein ligase LIN-1. The record is from RefSeq and is a predicted model, not a curated record. Bases 229 to 4194 code for a protein of 1321 amino acids. Gene Ontology annotation, molecular function: protein binding. Lineage: Eukaryota; Viridiplantae; Streptophyta; Magnoliopsida; Apiales; Apiaceae. The transcript is spliced from 17 exons.